GAGAGGCUUGGUCGGUCGGCGGCUGCAGCUGGUGGAGGAAAUCGGAAUGAGCAAGAUGGCUACCAACUUUGCUGCUCGGUACAAAAAAGAUCUGAGUACAGAAACUCUCAAGACGAAGCUGGUCCGCAGGAAAUCUAUUUUGCAAAAAGAGAGCCGACACAAACACUUCAAUAAGGUCCGGCAGUUUGGGCUGGCGGACGUCAAUACACAAUACGCGAGAGACAAGGAACUGUCUCAACUGGAGGAGGCAGGUGAAGGAUAUACUCCAGAGAAGAGCAAGGCCAAGCCAAGUCAAAUCCCAAAUGCUAAGACUUGUGGGAAGGAGCGCAUGGAAAUGCUCCAGCGUUACAAAGCUGAAAAAGAACUGCGAAAAUUAAAAGAGCAAAGGCAGAAACCUGUGUUUAAAUGUGGACGAUACAAACCAGAGAUGCCCUCCUUUCUUCCACAAGCAUCACUGAUCCCUGUGUUGAGCAAGUCAAAGGAGAAGGCAGCGCCGCCACCCCCAGUGCGAGUAACAAGAUCAAAGGCGAAGAACAUCUUGGAAGAAACAACAAAGGCCCUUGCAAGACCUCAAGUUUCUGCGAUAGUGCCGAAGCAAACUAGUAAGGGCUCUGGUUUGCAACCACUUCAGCAUAGACAACAGCACAUCUAUGUGGACAAACCUGCCAAAAAAGAGAACAAAGUGGUUCAGCCUUCAGUCCCCCCAACCUCUAAUGGAAGAAUUACGAGGGCAACGGCUGCUGCUAUGUCAAAGAUACCCCAGGUCUCAAAAGUGGCUGCAACAGCAGGUAAUCUGGCACAGAAAAGAUCAACAACUAAAGGAAAGCAGCAGAAGGAGAUGAAAAAUGAAGAGGCAUUACAUGAUAUGAAAGAGGAUAUUCUUAUGGAACCAGUAAAAGAAAGAGCAAACUUUCAGAUUCCUUCAGCUGAAGACACUGAGGAGGGUGAGGUCUUUCUGGAGAAGGAAAACAUUCCCACGUCUUGCGGUCCAGCUCCUACUGCAAGGAGAACACGUUCCUUUGCCCCUCAGAAUUUUGUGUUUAAGCCUUUGGAGGGCUUGGCUACCUACAGAGUUACGCCCAUGACCCCUUCCCGGGCCAGUCUGUUCCUGUCGCCUGAUCUCACUUGGAGUCCUACUCAGACCACCAGCGAAGUCCCGAUGGAAGACGCACAGGACUGCCUGUCAGAAAGGUCAUCUUCCCCUGUGCCAGAAGUCAUCGAGGAAGACCUGCCUGAAUGUCAGUCUGCCUGGAAGUCUCAGGAGGUCAAGACGGAACAAGUGUCCAGUGAAACGAUGAUAGCCGUUACCAGUGAAACGGAGAUCAGUCAGCCGCAAGCCGAUUUUCCAGCGCCUGAAACCUUGGAGCCAAUGGGAGAGCAGCAGCAUGACGUGUCAUACUUCAGAAACAUUCUUCGCUCUGAAACGGAGAGGCUGACCUCGCAGUGUCUCGAAUGGGAUGGGACAGCUGAGACGGACAUCCCGGAGGACGCUAAAGAUCUUGUCCGAACCACCAUUGGGCAAACCCGGCUCCUCAUAGCAGAAAGAUUCAAACAGUUUGAAGGGCUGGUAGAUAACUGCGAGUUCAGGCGCGGCGAAAAGGAGACGACGUGUUCAGACCUGGAUGGAUUCUGGGAUAUGGUCGCCUUCCAGGUAGAAGAUGUGAAUAAAAAAUUUGAGAGCUUGAGAAAACUUCAGGAAAGAAAUUGGCAAGUGGUAGAUGACGAUCAGACGAAGCGACUCCCGAAGAAAAAGGCUGCAUCUCAAAGGGCUACCAGAGCGACGACGGGUGGGUCUGCCAAAAAGACGGCUGCCCGAAAGCGCCUCGCAGCUAUUAAGGCAAUUAUGAAGAAUAAAAUGAAACAGGAGGGGGUGGCAGCCGAGGCAACGGGCCAAGAAAUAUCAAAGGAGGAAGAGGAAAAAGUCACAUUUGAUGGAGGGUUUUUUCGGGUCGACUCUCCCGCCAGACGUUUCCCAGGCCAGACUCCGAAAUCAGCAAGCAGGUCAUCCCGACGGGCUUCCAGACGGACUUCUCGCCGGGCUUCCCAGCGGACAACUCCAAGAUCGGCCAGUCGCGCUGUGCUUCGGAGUUGUGCAGAUACCUGCAUCACAAGAUUGGGCACGCCAGCGGCAUCCAAAACUUGUCCUCCUCUGCCUGACCUGGAUGCCUUCUUGGGUCCUGCUGGAACUGAUCUCCUCAGUCGCAUUUCGGAUCAAAGUGACACAAAAGCCUCGGAGGAAUCCGGUGCCCCGAUAGACAGCGUGGUGGAAGACGCCGAUAAAGCACAGCAAACAGCCUCUGCUGAUGGCAUCUCUCGCUGUAGUGAUACGAACGACUUGGUUUCCGUUGAUUCUCCGGGGGUGGAAAGUCCUGACGUUCAAAAGGAAGACUCCGAUAUCGCAGAAGAGGUUCAGCAGGCCGCUACAGCCCUGAGAGAAGAGGGUGUUGUGUGCAGUCCUGAGAAGGAUGCCAUAUUUGAAGGGACUUCCUCUCAACAUGAAGAACAGCACACGCCAGAACGUAAAACAGGCCACCUCCUUGGGGACUUCUCCUGUGGUGCUGCAAUCUCAGAGGGCAAGCCAAACCUGGAUUGCAAUCUUUUCUUCACUCCUCUCAAGAACGAAGCUCAGAAAUUUGCAUCAGCUGUGUCAGACAAUGACCUUAUUGUGUUUUCUCCUCUUUCUUUCCCAGUUGGUGAGAAAUGAGGGGCCUUAUCUUUUAGUAUAGAUUGCUUGGGAUAUGUUAUGCUAGGCAACAGGUACAUCUGUGCACUGAGUACACGGGUCUCCCGGCCUUAUACAUUUUACCUGAUUGCUGAAUUACGUUGCAGCGUUCUAAGAAGCGAUUUCCACCUGAGCGCUAGAUUGUGUAUAAUGCAGAGAUGAAUUGGCUUAUUAGUCCUGACUGUAUUGGGAGUUUCUCCGAUGGCUACUUCUGCUGCAGGAGAGACCCAGCUGAUGGAGAAUAUAAACGCUAAGAUCCUGGGCAUAUAAAUGCGAAGACCUAUUUAGUUUGGGGGCUGUUUUAAACGGGCCUGCGUGCAGUGCUAACUGCAAUAUUAGUCUGUUAAUAAUUCUUUUGCCUUCAAAAGUUGGGGGCGCUCAAAAAAAUCAAAAUGGUUUUACAGAGUUGUUUUUACUUUGGCAUACUUCAGAAGCCUGAUUAAAGUUUAUGUU
This is a messenger RNA of Eublepharis macularius, 3175 nucleotides long. It is a transcript of the gene DLGAP5, whose product is annotated as DLG associated protein 5. Lineage: Eukaryota; Metazoa; Chordata; Lepidosauria; Squamata; Eublepharidae. Gene Ontology annotation, biological process: kinetochore assembly; mitotic spindle organization; chromosome segregation. The record is from RefSeq and is a predicted model, not a curated record. Gene Ontology annotation, molecular function: microtubule binding. The coding region runs from base 47 to 2704 and encodes 885 amino acids. Gene Ontology annotation, cellular component: nucleus; cytoplasm; spindle pole centrosome. The transcript has 19 exons.